AUGAAGAUAGAGAUUAAUAUAUUUGUUUUAAUAAUUCUACAAAUUUCUACUUUAACACAACUUUAUACAUGUUGUAACGUUCUAAAUAAAGACGAUUAUAAAAAUCACUAUUAUGUAGAAGAUAUAACAUAUGAAAGAAUUUCUUCUUCAACGUCACAAAAUAUAAAAAUUAUUAACGAUGCCACAACGGAAUUAUCGCCCACAAUUUUUAAACACUAUUAUGGUCAACUGUCAUAUUUUGAUUCAUCGAAUGAUUUAUCAAAUCAUAAAUUAAAAUCGAUUUUUAUUAAUAAUGCAAAUAACUUACGAAGUUUAGAUUUAUCAUUUAACAAUUUUUCUGAAAUUAAUCAUUUAAAUAUUACUGGUUUACAUGAUUUACUACACUUAGAUUUGUCAAACAAUAAUAUUAAACUAAUACCAAAUAUCUUAUUCACUGGUUUAUAUCAUUUAAAUACAUUAAUUCUAAGCAAUAAUAAAUUAAGUGCUUUCCAACACGGAUGCUUUUCUGAUUUAUCAUUUUUAAAUAUGUUAAAUUUAUCGAAUAAUCAAAUUGAAGUGCUUCCAAAUGGAGUGUUUCAUGGAUUAAAUUCUAUAGAAACAUUAAUAUUAUCAAAUAACAAAUUACGUACUUUUGAAAGUGAAAGCUUUUCUCAAAAUACAGAUAGCUUACAUAGUUUAGAUUUAUCAAAUAACAACUUAACGUCAAUAUUUAUUAAUAAUAUGAAUAGCUUACAAUAUUUAAAUUCAGUCAAUAACAAUUAUCUAACAUCAAUAUCUAUUCAAAAUUCAAAUAGCUUACGAAGCUUAGAUUUAUCAAAUCAUAAAUUAACAUCAAUACAUAUUGAUAACACAGAAAGGCUAGAGCAUUUGGAUUUAUCAAAUCACAAGUUAAAAUCGGUAUUUAUUAAUAAUGCAAAUAGCUUACGAAGCUUAGAUUUAUCAUUUAAUGAUUUAUCUGACAUAAUUCAUGUAAAUAUUACUGGUUUACAUGAUUUACUACACUUAGAUUUGUCAAACAAUAAUAUUAAACAAAUACCAAAUACCGUAUUCACUGGUUUAUAUCAUUUAAAUACAUUAAUUCUAAGCAAUAAUAAAUUAAGUGCUUUCCAACACGGAUGCUUUUCUGAUUUAUCAUUUUUAAAUAUGUUAAAUUUAUCGAAUAAUCAAAUUGAAGUGCUUCCAAAUGGAGUGUUUCAUGGAUUAAAUUCUAUAGAAACAUUAAUAUUAUCAAAUAACAAAUUACGUACUUUUGAAAGUGAAAGCUUUUCUCAAAAUACAGAUAGCUUACAUAGUUUAGAUUUAUCAAAUAACAACUUAACGUCAAUAUUUAUUAAUAAUAUGAAUAGCUUACAAUAUUUAAAUUCAGUCAAUAACAAUUAUCUAACAUCAAUAUCUAUUCAAAAUUCAAAUAGCUUACGAAGCUUAGAUUUAUCAAAUCAUAAAUUAACAUCAAUACAUAUUGAUAACACAGAAAGGCUAGAGCAUUUGGAUUUAUCAAAUCACAAGUUAAAAUCGGUAUUUAUUAAUAAUGCAAAUAGCUUACGAAGCUUAGAUUUAUCAUUUAAUGAUUUAUCUGACAUAAUUCAUGUAAAUAUUACUGGUUUACAUGAUUUACUACACUUAGAUUUGUCAAACAAUAAUAUUAAACAAAUACCAAAUACCGUAUUCACUGGUUUAUAUCAUUUAAAUACAUUAAUUCUAAGCAAUAAUAAAUUAAGUGCUUUCCAACACGGAUGCUUUUCUGAUUUAUCAUUUUUAAAUAUGUUAAAUUUAUCGAAUAAUCAAAUUGAAGUGCUUCCAAAUGGAGUGUUUCAUGGAUUAAAUUCUAUAGAAACAUUAAUAUUAUCAAAUAACAAAUUACGUACUUUUGAAAGUGAAAGCUUUUCUCAAAAUACAGAUAGAUUACAUAGUUUAGAUUUAUCAAAUAACAACUUGACUUCAAUAUUUAUUAAUGAUAUGAAUAAUUUACAAAAUUUAAAUUCAGUAAACAACAAUUUAACAUCGAUAUCUAUUCAAAAUGCAAAUGGCUUACGAAGCUUAGAUUUAUCCAAUCACAAAUUAACAUCAAUACAUAUUGAUAAUACAGAAAGUUUAGAACAUUUAGAUUUAUCAAAUCACAAAUUAACAUCGGUAUUUAUUAAUAAUGCAAAUAACUUACGAAGUUUAGAUUUAUCAUUUAAUGAUUUAUCUGACAUAAUUCAUAUAAAUAUUUCAACUUUAUAUAAUUUACUGCAUCUAGAUUUGUCAAAUAAUCAGAUAAAUGCUCUACCAAUCGGAAUGUUUAUUGGUUUGAAUAACCUUGAAACAUUAAUAUUAUCAAAAAAUAAUUUAUCUUUAUUUGAAUUUGGUAGUUUCGCAGCUUUCUUACGCUGUGAUAAGUUUGAAAAACAAAGAAUAUUUUUCUUUUCUAUCGACAUAUUAUGA
This is a messenger RNA of Chrysoperla carnea, 2424 nucleotides long. RefSeq names its product protein artichoke-like. Bases 1 to 2424 code for a protein of 807 amino acids. The transcript has 4 exons. The record is from RefSeq and is a predicted model, not a curated record. Gene Ontology annotation, molecular function: protein binding. NCBI's taxonomy places the organism in Eukaryota, Metazoa, Arthropoda, Insecta, Neuroptera, Chrysopidae.